Molecule: messenger RNA, 1435 nt
Organism: Lactuca virosa
Lineage: Eukaryota; Viridiplantae; Streptophyta; Magnoliopsida; Asterales; Asteraceae
Source: the annotation of a GenBank genome assembly
CAAUCUUUUGGCAAAAUAAACAGGACUCUCUCUCUCUCUCCGUGCGUAUUCCCCAUGCCUCUACUGUGGAGUAAAUUGAGUGUAUCCAAUCACCAUUGACCAUUACACCCAAAACCUCCCUAACACGCCGACAUCCUUUCUUAUCCUCACCGGCGUGACAGGGCUUCAUAAUAGACUUACUGCUUGGAUUCAUCAAAUUGGCGAUUUGAAGUCAACAUUUGUGCAUCAGGUGCAGUUUACGAGCUCUUUUGGCCCUCGCUCCCUUAUUUAUUACUAAAAUUGCGAGAUGAAAACCCCCAAGAUCGAGCUUAUAGAUCUUGGAGAAAGCUCUACUUCUUCAGCAUCAAAUGUAAAGCAUUCAAACAAACAACUUUUGGCUAGUGUAACCGUUAAAGGCUCAUAUAAAAUAACAAAAGAAUGGCUAUGGCUGAUUGAAAACCUGGAUGAUUGGAACAGGUUCGCGUGGGGCAGUUUUUUAUGGCAUCACAGUUACGGAGAAUUGAGAAAGAUUUUUGGAAAAAUUGACGACUAUGUCAAAGCAAAUGAAGACAAACAAUUGAAAUAUACGGUGUCUGGAUUUUCGGCACCGUUUAAGAUAUGGAUUUGGGAGAUGUUUCCUUAUAUUCGCGGGAAAUAUUCGAUACGCCAUAAUAAUAAAAAUAUUCCUCGGAUAACACGAUGGGGGCAUAUCAGAAGGUUGACGUGGGUUGAAGUUUGCGACAUUUAUAAUGUCGAUAAGGAUGAGUUGCAUCGGCCUAAGUCUCGGAUGCAUGUGUCCGAAAAUGAGGCUGUUACAGAGUACUAUUUGUCGUACAUCCGGUAUAUGAAUGGUGAUUUGUCCCCAAUUGCUUCCCCUUUGCGGAAUAACUUUAGGAGACAUGAGGUAUCAUCCUCUGGUCCAUCUUUGAGCAGCACUCAUUCUAGCCAUUCACAACAACCACAACCACCACAAGCGACAUUGGACCCCUUAACUGCAGAAGAUUUUGAGAUACGGAUACGUAGAGUAGAGGAGGAACUACGAAAGAGAUCCAUAUAUCCCGGCAUAAAUAUGGACUCAUGUAUUGAGUACCCGUUGGGAACACGAGGACAGAAAACGCAAAAAAGAAACAAAGUUUGUUGUGGGGCUUCCUCUUCAACGAUAGAUUAUGAGGCACGACUGGCUGAAGCUCUUGGUGAUUUAGUAAGUCACCAUGGAUUAUCUUUUAAUGAUUGUAGUAGAGUAGUACCUGCUCUAUCCCAAAACGUGAUCAUGGUUGGUGUUUUCUUACAUCUUCAACUGCCUGAAAAGGGGCUCGGGUUGAUCAGAGAAAUUCUUGCGAGCUUACCUGCUCCAUGACCUCGUUGAGAAGAAGGUGAAUUGUCCCUGUUGUAGUAGUAUUUUCUUUUGGUUUUGUUUCUUUUUAUUAAUCUGUUGAAAAAAUUUGUGAUGUGGUCA